Messenger RNA from Nothoprocta perdicaria, 2543 nucleotides. It is a transcript of the gene FLI1, whose product is annotated as Fli-1 proto-oncogene, ETS transcription factor. Gene Ontology annotation, molecular function: DNA-binding transcription factor activity, RNA polymerase II-specific; sequence-specific DNA binding. The transcript is spliced from 8 exons. Gene Ontology annotation, biological process: cell differentiation; regulation of transcription by RNA polymerase II. The record is from RefSeq and is a predicted model, not a curated record. The coding region runs from base 38 to 1357 and encodes 439 amino acids. NCBI's taxonomy places the organism in Eukaryota, Metazoa, Chordata, Aves, Tinamiformes, Tinamidae. Gene Ontology annotation, cellular component: nucleus.
UUAGGACCUUUUAAAGAUACAAAUUAAACAAGCAAGGAUGUUCCAGACUGUUCCAGACACUUCGUCUUACGUCAAGGAGGCUCUGUCGGUGGUGAGCGACGACCAGUCCCUCUUCGAGUCGGCGUACGGCGCCGGCGCGCACCUUGCCAAGGCGGACAUGACCGCCUCCGGGAACGCCGACUACGGGCAGCCGCACAAGAUCAACCCCUUGCCGCCGCAGCAGGAGUGGAUCAACCAGCCGGUGCGGGUCAACGUGAAGAGGGAGUACGACCACAUGAAUGGAUCAAGGGAGUCCCCAGUCGACUGCAGCGUGAACAAAUGCAGCAAACUGGUCGGAGCAGGAACGGAGUCCAACCCCAUGAGCUACAGCACCUACAUGGAUGAGAAGAACGGGCCGCCCCCCAACAUGACCACCAACGAGAGGAGAGUCAUUGUCCCAGCAGAUCCCACCCUAUGGACGCAGGACCACGUGCGGCAGUGGCUGGAAUGGGCUAUAAAGGAGUACGGAUUAAUGGAGAUCGACGCCUCCCUCUUCCAGAACAUGGACGGCAAGGAGCUCUGCAAGAUGAACAAGGACGACUUCCUCCGAACAACCACCCUCUACAACACCGAGGUGCUGCUGUCUCACCUCAGUUACCUCAGGGAAAGCAGCUCGUUGCUGGCCUACAAUACUCCAUCCCACACAGAGGCUUCCUCACGUCUCGCCACCAAAGAAGGUCCUCCUGUUGCAGGGACGCAAAACGUGACCAAGACAACGGACCAGCAGCGGCCCCAACCAGAUCCCUAUCAAAUCCUGGGGCCCACUAGUAGCCGCCUUGCCAAUCCAGGCAGCGGGCAGAUCCAGCUGUGGCAGUUCCUCCUCGAGCUGCUCUCGGACAGCUCCAACGCCAGCUGCAUCACGUGGGAAGGCACCAACGGCGAGUUCAAGAUGACGGACCCUGACGAGGUGGCCCGGCGCUGGGGCGAGCGCAAAAGCAAGCCCAACAUGAAUUACGACAAGCUGAGCCGGGCCCUGCGCUACUACUACGACAAGAACAUUAUGACCAAGGUGCAUGGCAAGAGGUAUGCCUACAAAUUUGACUUCCAUGGCAUUGCCCAGGCUCUUCAGCCUCAUCCCACCGAAUCCUCCAUGUACAAGUAUCCGUCAGAUCUCUCCUACAUGCCUUCCUACCAUGCCCACCAGCAGAAGGUGAACUUUGUCCCCCCGCACCCGUCCUCUAUGCCGGUCACGUCGUCCAGUUUCUUCGGAGCGGCCUCCCCUUAUUGGACCUCUCCUGCUGGAAGCAUCUACCCAAACCCCAACGUCCCUCGCCACCCCAACGCCCACGUAUCCCCACACUUGGGCAGCUAUUACUAGAGGCUCUGACCUUCCAGAGGCCUCUAUCAGUUUGGUUGGACGCUUUCCUUACUUCUGGGAUAAUUCUUUGUUUUUUUCUGGAACCCUUCAUGGAGAAUUGCGGCCUUUGGGGGGAUAGUUAAAACUGGAGAUUGGUUAUUCCUGGACCAAACCUUUUACUUUUGUACCAUUGUCUCUUGUGUCUUCAACUGAGAGAUGGAUGCUUCUUUGGGCCAGUACUGCCUUUUCUUUGGGUUUUAAGGCUUAUGUCCUCUGUAGGAGCUGACUAUGAAGAUUGUUCACCACGACUUGGAAUGAUUAUUAGCAUUUUGAUCACAGAAUUUUUAAGAAUUCAAAGGCUUUGUAGAAGACAUAGAUCCAACUGUGGGUCGUAGGAAAAGAUGACCACGUGGGUUAUUUUCUCGCUUUGGAGAGGACAGGCAAUGUGACCAUAAGUCAGGAGGACCUUGGGCUGCAGGGGACUGCAACUGGAAUCUUAGCUUUAAGGCAAACGAGGAGUUUCACCCAACUGGAAAUUAAAUAUAUAUAUAUAUUCAUAUAUAUAUAUAGUACAUGUAUAUUUUAAGAAGUAAAGGGCAUUGAAGGAAGUUUGCUAGACUGUACAACUUCGUUAGACUGUGUAUUAACUCCAGGCACAUCAGAGACCCGCUCAGAAGGAAGCAACCUAACGCCAAGACAUUCCUUGGAAGCAGAAGUGGAGUAAAAUAAAUGACAGCAGGUCCUUGAGCUCUGCCAGGGGCUUAAGGGAUUGCUACGUGCUACCGAUUCGCGAACGCUGUGCGUUUGUCAGCCCGUCAUCCAAGGGGGUCAACAAAUCAGAAGGCAAAUUACUGUAUAAGUUAUGCAGAGUUAUUUUUUUUUCCCUAUAUCUCACAGUAUUAAAAAGAGAAAGAUUAAAUAAAACGAGUUGACCUCGGUCACAAAUGCAGGUUUGUUUUUCUUCGUUACUGUCAGCUCAGUUGUUUGUGGGUUGGUUUUGUUUUUAAUUAUGUGAUUUGUACAUCUUUGCAAUCUGUACAUUUGGGCUGUAGCUUUGUACUUUUUACUAAAAAACAAAAAAAAAAAAAGAAAAAAAAAGAAAAAAAUAAGACAUGAGUAAUGUAUCUGCUGGAGAUAGCCUCAGUGCUGCAAGUGGAUCCCCACCUGACCCCCAAACUAGCCAGAAACCUUCCCGACUUCUCUGGGU